AGAGCCAGAAGAAGGAGGAAAGCCCAUGGACAUUACAGUAAGGCCCUUCUCCCUCCGGCUGGUAACGCCUGAGGGCUGCACGGAGAUCUGGCUGCCAGCAGAGGUCAGGCUUGUACCUUCCUCUUGCCGUGGGCUGCAGUACGUCGCCGGGGAUGGACUACACCUGCGGCUGCAGGCGCAGGCAGAGUUCAGCACAAAACUGAUUUCAGUCUUUAAUCAAGGUUCACAAGCCCGAGAAUGUUGCACAUUUUAUUGCCAGUCCUGCGGUGAAGUCAUAAUAAAGGACAGGAAACUCCUCAGGGUGCUCCCACUGCCCAGCGAGAACUGGGGCGCUCUAGUUGAAGAGUGGUGCUGUCAUCCUGACCCCUUUGCUAACAAGCCACUUCAUCCGCGAGAGAAUGACUGUUUCAUCGGAGACUCCUUCUUUUUGGUGAAUUUAAGAAGCAGUGUGUUGCAGGAUCCAAAAGCAAAUACCAAAGUAAUUUGUAAGCGUUGCAAGGUAGUAUUGGGAGAGACUGUGUCAUCAGAAACCACUAAGUUUUAUAUGACAGAGGUAAUUAUUCAGCCAUCUGAGAGAAGUUUUUCCGUCAUACCAAGGUCUCCGUUUGUCCAGAGCGUGGUCGCGCAGUGUCUGGUGGAACUGUCCUCAGCUAGAAGCACUUUUAGAUACACUAUUCAAGGUCAGGAUGGCAAAGUGUACAUCUUGCUCUGGCUCUUAAAUUUAGACAGUUUGGUGGUUGACUCUUUGAGAAGUUCCAGGCACAUCAAAAAGUUCCCCUUAUUCGAAGACACAUUGAAAUCAGACAACAUUUCUGCCCGGAAUGCUGUCAAGGUGCUGUACCUGCCGUGCAUCAAAAAUCGGAAUGAAAAGCUUGCCAGUUUGUGGGAAGGUGACAUCAGCGUUCAUUCUUUGACCCUGCCCUCUGCAACCUGCCUGGAGCUGCUGCUCAUACUGUCAAGGAGCAAUGCCAUGCUGCCUCCGUCCUUGCGCCACAUGAAUUCCUUUCAGGUGGCCUUUCUGAAGAUGUAACUGUUGGAGCUGAGGCAUUCUGCAUCCCCAGCAAGCAGCUGUCCCUGACAGAGCCUGCUGAAGGCCAGCCCUCGGCCCUGUGGGCAUCGAUCACAAAGAUAAGAACCAGAGAGGCAGAGGGAGAGCAAUUCAUUGAAGUUUUGGAUUACUUGAUUGCAUAUAUUCUUUACACAUGCUUCGGAUCUCUGAAAACCCUGGGCUGUGAAGAAGGUUGUAGCAGCAGGUUAUCAGCAGGUUAAGUAUAGAACUUCCAUCUCUACUCCCCACCGAGAGGAAUAUUCAAAUCUGUGCUGCGUCAGCACCACCUGGAACUAUAUGAGCUAAUGCAGGCCCAUUUGUCCCAUGUGGGGUGCAGCAAGGGACUUUAGUCUUGGAACUGAGUGUUAACUGCUGUAAACCUGAGGAAAUAAACUUUUAAAGAGCUUCUUAGGUUUGUUUAAGACAACUUUAAAAUAUAUAUAUAGAGAGAGAACUUUUUAUACCUUAUUCAGAAGAGCUGCUCAGCAGAUAUUUGUUGAAUGAAUAAUUAUCCAAUUAAAGAUCUUCCUGACUAUGCAA
This is a messenger RNA of Chinchilla lanigera (long-tailed chinchilla), 1588 nucleotides long. It is a transcript of the gene Ube3d, whose product is annotated as ubiquitin protein ligase E3D. The record is from RefSeq and is a predicted model, not a curated record. Lineage: Eukaryota; Metazoa; Chordata; Mammalia; Rodentia; Chinchillidae. Gene Ontology annotation, biological process: protein autoubiquitination; proteasome-mediated ubiquitin-dependent protein catabolic process; protein monoubiquitination. Gene Ontology annotation, molecular function: ubiquitin conjugating enzyme binding; cyclin binding; ubiquitin protein ligase activity. Gene Ontology annotation, cellular component: ubiquitin ligase complex; cytosol; nucleus.